Molecule: messenger RNA, 3537 nt
Organism: Astrephomene gubernaculifera
Lineage: Eukaryota; Viridiplantae; Chlorophyta; Chlorophyceae; Chlamydomonadales; Astrephomenaceae
Source: the annotation of a GenBank genome assembly
UAUGUAUAACGUGGCCGUGCACAAGACCUGAUGUAGUAGCUUCCCAACAUGCGGGGCCUACUUCAGGAUGGCGACCAUUCGGACGUCGGCAAGGUUGUUGGAAUUGCCCUCGGCGUUGCUGGUGGCGUCUUAGUGUUAACAGGGAUCAUAUGGUUCGUCAUCCGGCGCUACGGAAGCCUCGGUGGCAGCCUUGCCGGAAUUCCUCCGGAGCGCAAGAUGUUGGUAUUUACGGACCUAAGCCGGUUGCCCGACGCCGCCCAGCGACCCAUAAACCGACCAACCAGCCCUCGGCGCCCCCCCUCAGCUCGCAUCCCCGCUCUUCCAGCCACAGCAUCCUCGCCUCCAACAGCUGCACCCCCGCUUAAGAUCGUAGCCACCGCGGCCUCCUCCUCCUCAGCCAUGGUCUCCGCAGCAGCAGCCUCCGAUCCAUCGACCCCCACCUCGCCCUCCCGCCUUACCUCUGCCGGCCGCCAGCUGCCGCCGCUGACUGCAGGCGGCACGCCCAUGCCGGCGUUGGCACUAACCCUAGGAGGCCUGGACUCCGAACCCCCGCCCCCCGCCCCCGGCUCCAUCGCCUCCCCUCGGGGCAACGGCCGAGCCUUCUCGAGCACCCUGGACCUACCACCGCGGAUCAGCAACACCGGCGCUGCCGGCGCCAGCGGCUUAGGCCCCGACGGCAGGCCCAGCGGAGUUUUGGAUUGGCAGCGGCUGGGGCCGACGACGCUGACCGCCGCCAGUGUCGGCGUCGGCGGCGAUCGGCCGUCGCCGCCGACGUCCCUGGCGGCGGCGGCAGCAGCGCCGACGCUACGUGUGUCCGCGUCUGGUCUGGCGGCGGCGGGUUUGUCGCCGCGACUGUCGUCAGCGGGCUCAGCGGCACAGUUCCCGCCAGCGCGCCUUUCCGCGCCGGGUCUGCCGCCUCCACCCUCGCCGCCGCGUAUCUCCGUAGCUCACCUGGCAUCUGUGUCGCCAGCGCCGCGAAUGUCCGCCACCGGCGGUACCUCCGUACCUCCCUCGCCGCUGCGCACCUCCACGACGCUGGCGCCGCCGGCGUUGCCAUCUGCACGCACCUCGGCAUCUGGGGUACCCCGUACGGCACCCGGCACCUCCACCGGCACCACCACCGCCGCUGCAUGGAUCGACGCGAGCUCAGCGCUAACACCGGCUCCGAGACCCAAACUGCUCACCGCGGAUGGCACUUCGCCGCUACUGCCAUUUGGGUCGCUGUCGGGGGCAGACGGGGAGCAGGUUUGCACUGCAGUCGGUGGCGGAGGAGGCGGAGGAGGUGUCGGAGCUGCGGUCCGUGCAACUGGCGUCAUGCAAUCCCUAGCCUUUGCCCGUACGAGUGCACCGAGUGCGGCCAAAGCAACGGUAACUCCCGCAACGGUAACGGCAACGGCGGCGGCGGCGAUUCCGCAGUCGCGGCCGCGUCGCGGCAGUGACGGCAUCAGCCUAGGCGGCGGUAUGGGCUCCGGCGGUGGCCCGCGCUCCUACCUCACCGGCGAGGGUGGGGGCGGCGGGGCGGCGGAGGGGGCACCAGAGCCGGUGUUGGGUGUUGCAGCUGGCGGGCAUGCGAGGGGCCCGCCGCCGUCACCCCAGCAGCAGCAGCAUCAGCGUCCUGGGAGUGGAGGGGCGCGGUCGCCACGUACGUUGUACGGCGGUGCUGGUCGCGGCAGCUACACGGGUUUGGCAGACGAGGUCCCCGGCUCUCCCUUCAGUGGCGCUGGAAGCUCUCCCCACCACUCCCUGCCUCACCUCCCCUUGGUAACCUCCCCCACAGAUGACUCCCCGCACCCCGCCGCGGCCUCUUCCUCCCCUGCUGCGGCUGCUGCGGGCACGGGUGCCUGGUCUCCACACCUGCUGCUGCGGCCCCCGCAGUCCCUCCUGGCCUUGCGACAACAGCAGCAGCAGCAGCAGGAGGCAGUGCGGCAGCAGCCACAGCAGCCACAGCAGCAGCCGUCGAAAGGCCUUGCCUCACCACUGACGAUGAGGACGAUCGUGGGAGUAACCCCCGCGUCCGCGACGACGUCUGCUGCGGCGGCAACAACUACAGCAGCAACAGCGGCUGGUGGUGGUGGUGCCGGUACGUCUUUACCUUACGGUACGGGCAUUGAGAUUGUGCCCAUUUCACCGCCCUUGCACGGCAGGGCCGCAGAGGCCGCCGCUGCCGCCGCCGCAGCAGUGACAUCAAGCAGCAGCGCAAAGCGGCUGGCAGCGCUGUCGCUGCUACAGGGAGGGGGUGGGGGGCCGCAUGAGGCGAUAGAAGAGGUGGAGGCGGUGGAGGCUGCUGACCCACUGCUGGCGGAAGCCACCAUCAGUGGCGGCAUUUAGCAGCUGGGGGCAGUACCGGCAUGUGCCCCCGGCGUGGAGGGGCAGCGCAACGCUGGCGGCAUGCAGGGGGGUUGCUGGUGGCAGGAGGCAUGCGGGGGGGGGGGUUGCUGGUGGCAGGGUUGCUAAGCACGCAAGGCACGUUGGGUUGCUGUUUUUUUACCGGUAACCUACCGUAACAUGAUGCAAGGUGGCAGCGGUGGCGGCGUCUUUUGCUAUGAGUUGUAUUGUGCAGAGGGCGUUGAUUCAUGCACGGCACUGCACCUUAUAAACCUUUCCUGGAUCUGGAUCCGGAUCUGGAGCAGGCGCACGCUGCGACACUUGCGUGCGUGCGGCAUGUGUGCAUGGGGUCCAGCCCGGCUUUGGGGUACCCCCCUGGUAGCUGGCUAGGGGCUAAGUUGGUGUAAUUUAGGAAUAUAGCACAGUGGCCCGGCAUGGCCCUUUCUUUGGAGUGCUGCGACAUGUUUACGUGUUGGAAUCGUUCCCAGGCGCAUGUAAAAAGCAUGACGGUGUGGUAUUCUUAUUGAAGUCGCCUCAUUUGUUCCUUCACAUCGUAUGCGCUCUUAAUUAGUUUCGCCGGUCAGGGGUUGGUGACUGUCAUUGAACUCUUGGUAUCUGUUUUGGAAGGUGGCUGUGCGGCUCAAAGGCGCCAUGUGAGUGUACGAUACACUGUGUGGAAACCCCUUUCUUGCCAUUCGUGCUGGCGGUGUUGCUGUCGUUAUGCGGCGGAGGGAGACCCCAUGCGUGGUAAACCUGUAGACCUUGUCAACGGCCUUGUGGUGUUGCGGUUGUGCGCCGGCAAUGCAAAUGGGGGACGACCGAGUUAUCCAGACCAUGUUUGCCGUACAUGACAUGUUUUGUACUAUGGGACUCUUACGUGCGGGUGCUUACGCUGUGCUGGUUUGCGGUUGAGCUUACUUCCGUUCGCUGAAAUGCGCUUUGCGGGGUCUUGCCAAUAUGACUGAGGGGAAGGUUGUUAUAAGCGUCUGGAGAUAAGGAGGGAGAUGGCAGGCACAAUGCUGGCGCGUGAGAGCAGCCUUGCAUUGGGGACUGUUGUGUAUGCUGCAGUGCCUGGGGGCGCCAGCGCAUGCGCCGAGGUCUAAUAAAUCGCGGUCCAUCGACAACGGGGCGCAACUGUUAUCUGGAUCUUCUUGGUUGCGCGUCGCUGGGCUGUUGGGGGCCUAGUCGCAUGCGGGAUGGGUGAGCUUGCAC